This is a messenger RNA of Paramecium pentaurelia, 746 nucleotides long. NCBI's taxonomy places the organism in Eukaryota, Ciliophora, Oligohymenophorea, Peniculida, Parameciidae. The record is from the annotation of a GenBank genome assembly.
AUGAGUCAAACAAUACGUAGAACAAAAUUUAGGAUUAAGGAUGUAAUUGAUAGUAAUCUUAAUAAUUAAGAGCAAUCUGCUUAAAAAGUAAUAUAAACUUCAUAUAUCAAACAAAAUGUUGAUGACUUCAAUUCUUUAAAAUAAACUUUGGAAGAUCGCAAAUUAACAUUUAUAAAAUUUGCAUUUUAAUAGCAGGAACUUAUAGAAGAUCGAAAUUUAGGUCCAGUUCUCACUGGAUUGUGUAGACACUAAAAUGUUGGAUCUAUGUCAGUUAGUGAAUUAAUACCAAAAUCUUAAAUUCAUACUUACCUUCUUUAAGCAUAAUAGGAUAGACCAAAAAGAGUAUUAAAACGAUUUGCUCAUUGGGAAUGGGAUAAAGAUUAAGGUCGUGAUAAAAAUCCAAUGAAUUAUUAGUUUACUUAAAGAAAUGAAGCUGAGAUUAAAUCAAAAUUAAAAAAAAAAGAUGGAGAAAUUAGUUUGAGAAGGAGAAUCCUGUAAAAAUGGUAAAAACAUUUACCUAGCUUAACAGGACUUGAUGAAUUUGGAAAAUAAUUUACAAUGGAUCAUUCUUCAUUGAAAAAGCCUUUUUCAUUAAGUCCUACUCCAAAGCAAGAGUCAUAUCAUCAAAUUACAAAUUGGUUGCAAGAAUUAGAAGAAUUAAAACUUGACAAUGAAAGAGUGAAGAAGUAUAAAGUGAUUAAAUUAGAAAAUUGGAAAGAACAUUGUAGAGCUUACAUAGAACAUGA